AUGCCAUCGGACAAGAAGAAGAGCAAGGACAAGAAGAUCAAGAAGUCUGGAGUGCGAACAAAGUUUUUGAUUGAAUCGUUGCGUCAAGAGUACUAUGACUUGCGUUCGGAGAAUGACAUGCUGCGAGGCAUUGUCGAGGAACACUUGCCCAAGGACGUGGCUGGACCUCUUCUAGCCGAAUGCUUUGAUCCUACAUCGGCAUCCUCCAAGGUCAGCUCCAUUGAUGACCUCGCCAACAAAAUGUCGGGAGUCUCUACCAAAGAUGAUGACUCGGAUGAUGAAGAUGAUGCUGUUGGUUUCUAA
Molecule: messenger RNA, 303 nt
Organism: Seminavis robusta
Lineage: Eukaryota; Bacillariophyta; Bacillariophyceae; Naviculales; Naviculaceae
Source: the annotation of a GenBank genome assembly